UGUGUAGCCGCUCGCAUACAGGCCAGGAGCAAGCGUUGGCCACAUGUGUUUUGCAGACCGCUUUACCGUGGAAAAAGAUCGCCGAAAAUGUCGUGUUUACGUAAUCCGUGGUAACGUGACGUUGAAACGGUGCUCCUGAACUCGCUGCUGUUGUGACAAAAUUUUUGACAUCAAACAAUCCAGGAAAGAUACGCAAAAUAUAAAGAAGAACGCAAAGAAGAAAAAUUACUUUUAUUAACAAGGUGUAUUCUGAUUGUCUACUCUAACUUCCUCGUUUCUACUCGGUACGCAUUGCGUAUACUCCUGUAUUUCUUCGACGUAUAUCAUCUAUAAAGAAGGUAGAUUAACCAUCAUUUAAUUAUUCAUCGGUUAGGAAAAUAUUUGUACCGGCUGAUUUUCGAUCGUCUAGUGAAAUCGCCGAGUCAGCGUGUUCUUAACCACGCAACCUAUUGCCUCGUGUACAUAAAACGAGAAUUCUUCGUACAUUCGAUUGAAUUUUAGUAGAAAUUUUUUCGUCAGAAAUUUGUUCUUCGUUGAAUUUCUAAAGAAUAUUCUGGUACGGCUGAAUUAAAAAAGUAUAAGAGAAAAAAAGAGACGUUAUAGAUAUUCAGUAACGACCGCGUGUGCACGCCGCGCCUUCUGGAAAGAGCGAUUCCUCGUGACGAGUUUCGAGUGGGCGUUCUAUUCGUCAAGGAAAAGGAGUAACGGCUAAUGUUCUACGUUUGUGUUAAAUUUAACGCCAACUUCUAUUAAAUUUAAUGUGUUCGUGCUUUGUCGAGCACGAACUCAAAAGAGACAUGAGUCCAGUCUGUAGUAUGGAGGAUAUCCUUAGAUUGAUGUUUUAAAGCCGAAUCGACACACGAUACGUCUCGAAUCUCUAAUCAGGCAACGAGGCUGUUCGGUUAGAUUAAUGUGUCCGAGGGUGUUCGACGUUCCUCAGGACUCCUCAACCGCCUGAGAGGAAGCAAUAUCUUAUAAAACCUUUUUGAACAAAAUCCUCGUGUUCGGACCUCGUGUUUUGUCUUUCGGCGCGUACUAUUCAAAAUGGCGGCCAAGGUGGCCAGUGGCACGCAGGGAAGUGCCGAGAAGGAACAGUGCCCCGGAGUCUCUUAUGCAAGUAUCUUGAAUCCAAAAAGUGGCACCGAGACCCGAGUUGUUAACAAAGGUAACAACAAGGAGAACAUUGGUAGUCAAGUGGUUCAACAACAAUCCGUACCCAUCAAGGAUUGUAUUGCUUCUCAGAAUUUAACUGUUAAAGGGAAGUCUUAUCAAAGAACUGGAAGGAGAAUCAACUCACAAAGCAAAAUCGAGAAACGUUAUGGAAACGAAUUACCAACUGGCAUUGAACAGAAUCAGUUAGUUAUUCAGAAGGAUAAUUUAGUUGAGGAAAGACAAGAAGCCACUGUUGAACAAAUGAAUGGUGACAUAGGAAGUGAUGGAGAAUUUCAGACAGUAGCACCAAAGAGUGCUAGAAGAAAAGAAAAGUUAAGGGAGCAGCAGCGAGAUUUUAGAGAAAGGCAGAAACAUCGUGAUCAUAGACAUCCUCUUCGUGGUCAUACUGGAAGCAAUGAAAGAUCUUAUAAGGAACGAGAUCGUGGAGAUAGAGGGGGUAUGGAGCAUGUUGUGGGAAAUAAAGAUGUUUUGAAAGAUAAAGAAGAAACAGAGACAGAAUCGGAAAUUCAAUCUUCAGCUCCUGUUAAAUAUGUAGAAGCUCCUUUACCUGCAGUCAAUCCUUGGACUAAAAGUAAAAUUAUAACACCAGUUACACCUGCAAAUUUUGUCUCUACUGUACCUUCAGGGACUGUGGUAUCUAUGGAAAAACAGACUGAUAAAGAAAAAAGAGUACUUCAACCUCAGCAGCAGCAAGGGAUUGUUGAAAAUGGCAUCAACACUGGAAAUCAUCCGACUAUUGUGACGGUGUCAAAGGAUAGAAGAAAAUUUAAUCAAAAGGCGAGCGACUUCUCAGAUAUCGGCGAUUGGCCAACUUUAGAAGCUUCAGGAGAGAAGAAGACAGUUGUAACAGCACAGAAGCAAAAUGGUGUGAUUGAACAAAAUAACUGCAAAGAAAGUAGCAGUAAUGCUGUUGAAAGCAGAGGAAAAGAAAACAAAGAGCAGAACCAUUGUCAGCAUGAUGAUGAAGAACAUUUGGAUAGUAAUGAAAAGAAAAAAAAAGUGAACAAGCAGAAAUGGGUACCGUUGGAAAUAGAUAUAGCAAAAAAUCGGAGCAAAAGAGAUCGGUCACCAAAGUACCAUAAUCAGAGGGAAAAGAGUGGAGAAGAAGCAGAUUCGUAUAGAAAUAGAGAGCAUGAUAGGCCAGCGUAUAUUACAAGAGGUGGACGAGGUGGGCGAAGUUACAGAGGAAGAGGAGGGCGUGGUGGACGAGGAUCUUAUCGUGGUGGUUUCAGGCACAGACAUGACCAAGUUUAUAUGCAGAUGCAUAAAUUUGGUCUUUUGGAUCCUAAUUAUAUGGUGGGUUACAUGGGAACAUUUUAUUUUAGUAAUUUCAUGAACAUAAAUACAUCGGCGCUUAAGGAAAUUCUGAGGAAUCAAAUAGAAUAUUACUUCAGUGAAGAAAACCUUUUAAGAGAUUUCUUUUUGCGUCGUAAAAUGGACGCACAAGGCUUUUUACCUAUUACUUUAAUUGCUUCUUUUCAUCGCGUACAAACCUUAACAACAGAUGUUGGACUUGUUAUUGAGGCGAUUAUGGAAUCCGAUAAAUUAGAAUUAGUGGAUGGAUUUAAGGUCAGAACGAAAAUAGAUCCUUUGAAGUGGCCUAUCUUGGACGCGGCUGGAAAUCCCGUAUUCUUAGAACCGUCUAAUACUUCGAAUUCAUCUCAAAACGAAGUAAUACUCUCCUCCACGUCCGAAUCCGAUUUUUGCCCUGCUGCGAGACCUUUAUCUACAAUUCCUAUUCCCCCAGUUCCGCGCGUUCUUCAAUCCAACCAUACUAUCCCAACAAUAGGAAGGCUUAGUGAAUCAGAAAGUAUAUCCUCAUUAAUAGGCGACAGUUUAAAUCCUGACGUACCGGAGUUCAUACCAAUUUCGAACGAACUGACAGUCAAAAAUAACGAAUCUGUUGUAUUCGAUAAUACAAGCGAAUCAUUCAAGACAGAAAAACAAUCAGUAGAAGUGAGAAGCAUUCCAGUACUAUCGAGUGACAACUCAUUACUGCUCUCAAGAAACAAAGCUUCGAAACCGGACGAUAAAAUGUCCACAACAGUCAAAUGUUCUAGUCCAUCCUCCGUACCAGAAGUGCAAGUCAACGGAGAAUCACAAUCUGUCAAUGAUGUUUGGAAAGAGGUAAGGCGAAGGGUGAAACCGUCACAUAAGGAAAGAAACGAAGAAAAAGAGAAAAUUGAUAACGUUAAAAGCGAAGAAAGAGAGGAGUUAGACUUUCAAUUUGACGAGGAACUUGAUACGCCACCACCAACUGGCCGCCACAAUGCAUUUUCUGAAUGGUCUGAAGACGAUGAAGAUUAUGAAUUGUCAGAUAGAGAUGUCAAUAAACUUUUAAUCUUCACACAAACGUCGGUGCCCAUGUCGACGCGUAUUCCGAAACACGAAGGUCAUGAUCGAACUGGUGACUGGACAACAAGAGUAAAAAUGACCCAGGAUCUCGAGCAAGCUAUCAAUGAUGGAUUAUACUAUUAUGAAGAAGAUUUAUGGAUGAAAGAUGGUCAAAGGUAUGGAUCUUCGUCGUCAAUUGGAAGCUAUAAAACUGUCAAUGUGAUUAGUCAAGAAGAUUUUGAAAAAAUGGCUCCUAAAGCGCCUAAAAAAGCUAAUCCGGAAGUUCCACCUCCACCACCAUCCGCAAUAGAAGAUAUGGAAGUGUCUCGUUCGCUUCCAACGCAGAUGUCAAUAACUACAGAUGGUCAAGAGAGAAGAGAUCGUCGUGUAGAUAGAAGUCGCUGGAAUGAUAAAUCGAGAAGGGAUAGUAGAAGAGGAGUGGUUCCUCGUUUCUUCGCGGUAGUAAAGGACGAACCUUCGGUAGAUCCUAGGACACCGCGAAAAAGAAAAACACGACAUAGCAAUAAUCCCCCUGUUGAACAUCACGUUGGCUGGAUUAUGGACGUUCGGGAGCAUCGACCGCGUACAUAUUCUACGGGAAGUAGCACAGGAACAAGUCCAAAUGAAGGUUACCUUGCGAGUAGUUACGGAAGUGCACCACAAUCAUUACCAAUAUUUCAUCACCCGAGUCAUGCUCUUCUAAAAGAAAAUGGUUUUACGCAGCAGGUCUAUCACAAGUAUCAUUCACGUUGCUUAAAAGAACGUAAGAGACUUGGAAUUGGCCAAUCUCAAGAAAUGAACACACUUUUCCGUUUUUGGUCAUUCUUCUUGCGGGAAAAUUUCAAUCGUACUAUGUAUGAAGAAUUCAGGACUGUAGCCAAAGAAGAUGCCUCUGAGGGUUACCGAUAUGGUUUAGAAUGCCUUUUUAGAUUUUAUAGUUACGGUCUGGAAAAGAGAUUUAGACAUCAUCUUUAUAAAGAUUUCCAGGUCGAAACGAUACAAGAUUACGAAAGUGGUCAACUGUAUGGAUUAGAAAAAUUUUGGGCGUUCUUAAAGUAUUAUAAACGCUCUGAUCAACUUCAAGUAGAUCUUAAAUUACAGGAGUAUUUGUCUAAAUUCAAGAGUAUCGAAGACUUUAGAGUGGUCGAGCCUCAAAUAAAUGAAAUGCUGCAAGCAUUUGCUGCAAACUCACGAUCUCAGGCCGCGAAGAGACGAAACAGAAGUGUGUCCGAAAGUGCAGGUGACGGUGAUGCUUCACCUACCAACAGAGUUCGUCGACUAUCUGGUGGUUCCAGUACCGUAACGUUGCCAACUUCAAAUUCUGAGCAUAAUUCCGUCGCGCAAAAGUCUCGUGUGGACUCAGUGAAUCUUUCGCAGUUUCGUAACAGAGCCGAUUCGUUUGGAUCUGGACGAUUAGGCCAUCCUAGAAGACGGAACGACGCUGGUCCCUCUUUCUCGAAUAUUCAACGAGACUUAAGUAAACAACAACAGCAAUCACGAAACAAGCAAAAUUCCAGCUCAUGUACGAAAGCUCAAGAAGUGAGUGGCAAGUCUCAAAACGUCAUAAGGGAUCGUUUCCUGGCGAUCUCUAAGACCGAGCAGACGAAGUCGGCCACAAUCAAGACGGAUAGCACGUCGAUUUCUCAAAAAUGAGAUCAGCUUGAAAAUUGAUGGGUAAGUGCAUAAGCACUUACUCGAUUUGCUAAAUUGGAUAAGUGCAUCGCUCCUGGGAUAGGGAUAAUACUUAUUCUAAGAAAAGGGAAAAUCUCGUUUGAAAAAGUAAUAGAGAAGUUAUGCAUUGUGUUAGAAUCACAUAAAAACAAUGAGCACAAGACUCUUUGUAUACAAAACGAUGAAUCUAUAAAAGUGUAUCUCUCUGACGUUGGGGAUCGUUAGAGAAGAAUAAUGAAACACACUGUAAGUGAAGGUGAAAGAAUUCUUCGUUCGUGAGAGAAGUUCAGCAAGCUAUUUUUAAGGUAGUUCAUUAAGGUUGUAUUUACGAAUAUAUAUAUUCGGCUAUUUUUGCUUAUAUUAAACAAAGCCCUGUUCGGUUCAUCCGCUAGGAUACUUUCGCUAAAAAUCCUAACAGGAAAAAAGAGAAGAACCGCCCGCGGAAUGAACGAACACAUGAAGAAUCCAGGCACGAUAGCAUGUACAUACAUUUCAUAUUGCCGAUAAAUUCGUGUUCGUUUAAAACAUUUAUCCGAGCUAACUGUUUCAUUUGAAGAAAUUGGGUUACAGGUCUCUUACGUGUAUAAUGUAUAGAUUUAUUACGGCAUUACUAUCGUUCUUCGCAAAACUUACAAUUGAGAAAAUAUUUUCCUUUGUUUUAUCAUCGAACGAUCAUUGCUUUCGCAUCCAUGGAAGGAAAUGAUUGAAAGAUCGAAUUGUACGAUACGAAAAAACAGAAAAUUGAAACUCCAGUUUAAUGGAUGAUCGCACAGUAUAAAUAUUUCAGUAGUCAUCAGUAUAAAUUUUUUAACAAUUCUCAAAUUUAGACAUGUUUCUUCAUACUUUAUUGAUAUGAAGAAAUCAACUAGAUUCUAAAUUAAUAUGUACAAUUGGCGAAUAUGUCUUAUCUCGUUGUAAGUUACUUUUAAUAUCAUUACAUAAAAGUCAUCUCUUUGAAAAGAUAAUGAAGUGUAUAUCGUUUCUUCAUUAAGAUUUACUCAAAAUUUGAAUUGUGUCGGUAGCAAUUGGAAGAUAUUAUAAAUUGGUUGCAAAACGCAUACAAUUUUUAUGAUCUAUGUAUAUUUCUGUUUUUUUUAAAUUUUGUAAAACAUCACAUACAUCUAUAUUCUAUUAUUUAUCAUUUUAGAUAGAGAAUUAUCUUACCAUGAAUGUUGUGUAAUUUGCGCAAGAUACUAAAUUAAUUACGAAUGGAAAAGUUCCAAAGAUUUGGCUUCAUUUAGAUAAAUUUUUUUUUAGCAAAUCGUAGUACGUUAUUAGCUAUCUAGUAACACUGACUAAACUCUUAAACAAUUUUAAUACCUAAUGAACCAACUAUUGAAUCAAACAGCAAAGAGAAAAAGGAGGUUGUGUAAAAUCAUAGUAAAUGCGAUAUUGACACAUGGAACAAUACGUAGCCGCUGCACAAUGAAAUAUUUUAUAUAUAGAAGCUUAUAAAGUCGUUUCUUUACAAAUAUGCAUUUAAAUCUGUUAAUAUUUGAUAAUGUUAUGUGGAAAGUUUAAUACUAUAAAAAAGAGAAAGUGUAGUGGCAACAGUAGUAUCAUAGACAAUGAUGAUAAACAUUAAUAUCAUUAAUAAUAUCGAUUCUAAAUAGAUAUUAUUUUAUCUUUCAUUAUCAGUAAUUAAGAUUCAGUUCUAUUGCUACUCUUCUUAUAAUUUUUGGGCUAAUAAUAUAAAAUUCCAAAUUAAAUUUUGUUUUUAAAUAAAUUUCAGUUAUGCUUGUUCUAAAGUUCAAUUUCUAAUACCACUAAUAUUUUUAUAUAAAAUUAUUAACGUAAUAACUAGAAGGUUCAUUCUCAGGUGUUUGUUAUAUUGCAUAUGUUGUCUUUUUGCUAUUUAUAGGAAUGAAACUAUGAUUCUAUUGUCAUUUAACUGUUUUGAACCCCUUUGCAUUCCUAAUGAACAAUCAAUCUUUUAUAGUUACUGACCAAUAACUAUCUAUUUGUAGAAAUGUAUGAUUACUCUCAUGUAGACUUACUAAUCCGUGUAAUGCAGAAUUGAUACAGUCAUUAAUUGGUUCUUUAAUUCUAUGAAGAUUUCAUCUGAUCGGUUGUCUCGGACACAUGAAGGAGUUUUCUUUCUUGUUAACCUGAUUAACCUAUUACGGACUAAACAGUCAAAUAAUGUAUAAAAAGAUUCGUAUAAACGCAGCAUUAUUCAAAAACGUAAAUAAAAAACGUACACAUUAUUUUGUCAAAUUACAAAAAUGUAUUAGAAUAAUAGAUACUUUACAAGAAGCCUCAUCUUUAAAAAAAUCAAGUUGAAAAGUCUAUCAAGUGCACAUGCACUUAACUAAUUUUCGAUUGAAUAAGGAUUAUAAAACCAGGCAGAAGUUUACAUGCUGAAGUAAAUAAAAUGUAUAGAAUAAAAUUGUUAUCUUUGAAGCCUCGUUUACAAGAAAAACAAAUUUGAAAUAACGGUCGUUAGUUAUAUGGGGUUCAAUUUGGGGUUAGCUGAGUGCAUGUGUACGCAUUGAAUUUUCAAACUCGGCUUUUUAAAAAAAGAAAAGCGUAAGCAAACAGAUUUUACUUCUUGUCUAUUCAAUAAGUCUCAUUGAUUUAUUUUUACAUACUGAAUAACCUUUAAUACACUAUAUUAUUUUGAAACAUUAAGUAUAUACAUUUAACGCCAACUUGUAUACUAUAUACAAUAUUACGCGCUAAAAAAGUAGGAUACGUAGAAAUUAUAGUUCAGUGAUGAUGUAGAAACAGAUUAGUUGGACUGGAUGAAGUUUUGAGGUUAAGUAAAAUUAUUCUUCAAAUUUGGCGUUCUAGUGAAGCAAAUUACAACGUUAUUAUAACAAAACAUCAAUGAAUUCAGAUCAAUGUUAUUCAGGAGAACAAACACAAAUUGAAAAUUUAAUGCACGAGUGAAAACAUGUAUGUACACACAAUACGAAUGGCUGGUUCAUUCUAUACGCAGCGUUUCAAUUUUCCGUCGACGCGCUUUAUGUAUUGUCGUUUAGUAGCGAAAGAGUUGAGAAGUCGACAUUAAUUAAACUUGCAUACAAGUGCCUGGAGACAUUGCAAAUCUGUUUUCAUCUUUUAAUAUACUAGUCACACACUGACAUCAGUCAAUGCAUCGCGAAUAUGUUUUCACAAAAAUAAUGAUCGUAGUUACAAAGGAAGAGAUCUUUUUCUUUCUUCUUAUUUUACAUAUCGCACUUGUAUCGUACAAUUUCAUACUUGUAAAAUUGUGAUAACUGAAGAGAAACUGCACCGCAGAACGAUUGCUUGAAUCUUUUGUAACAAAAGUGUAACAUUUCCUGUUGAACAUUCCUCUGUGUUACUCGUGUUUCGCAUAUGAAAUCGAAUCAUCUUCGUUCACAGCGCCUAUACUUCAUAAAUUCAUCUGUCAUGAAACAAAUGUCAGUAUGUACUAAUUUUCAAGCUGGAGCAUUUUUUCAUCCUUAAAGACUAUUUCAAGAAGAUUUCUUCUUUCUAACGUUCCUAUAUAUUCAUGGAAAUUCCACAAAAGAUAACAAGGCUUAUUUCCGAACAGUUGCCAAGUGUUUUAUAUUUUUUUAUGUUUCGCAUUUUCCUUUUUUUUCUCUUUGUCUUUUAUUUCUUAUACAUACUGGCUUUAUACGGUUUUACUUUUGUGCAGUGUUUUCUGGAUUAAUGUAAUGUUGUUUUGGUGUAGAGUGAACAAGACAGAGUUUCGUAUCAGGAAAACGUAGUGGGGAUGGAGCAAGGAUAAAAAUGUUACACUGAUCUAAGGAACAUUGUACAUUCGAGAAGUUCAGUUAGGGUUUCAAACAGAAUAAAAUAGCGUCCGCUUAAAAUUGGAAUAACCAGAGUUGAUACGUAUAUAAAUAUAUUUCUUCUCUACUCCUAAGAGUAAAAAUUGACAUACGUCGAUUUCUCAAACAGAAGUGCAUUGAAAAGUUCAUAAAACCUCACACAAUCAUAAAAAUUUAGGAUAUAGGAUACGCGAAUUUUCGUUAUUGAUCGAAAUUGAAAAUUCGUUAUUGCCACAUCCAUGAAUAUAUCAAUACCAAAUCCCUGCCAUUCACAGAUCAACUCUGGCUGAAUAAACACUAUCUAUACUAACAUUUAGUGGAAAAGAGAGAUACUCGGGUUUUCCUAGAAAUAUACCUCCCUCGAUAACUGGCCAAAUAAAAUCCAACUCAUGACCAGUUAACGACACACGACUGUAUAUGUUGUUCGUGUGACAAACAAUGUUUACUAAUAACCAGACAAAUUGUUAUAUAAGUGCAUAAAAAAGAACUCGAAAUGUCCAAGUAGUUAGCAACAGUUUAAUUAGAGACACGAUAUCGGGCUGUCCAAAGUGGUGGAAUAUCCUACGAAAUUUCUUUCUUUUUUUCAGUGGCCUUAAAAGAAAUCUGAUUGUGCCUGAAGUUAAUGGGUUACAUCGAACUUCAUCCGAGUUUACUUUAGCCGGACGCCACCGAGGAAAUUUCAUCUGUCGAGUUUGAAUGCAUGAGCUAAAGGAUUAAUUCAAUUUUUCAUUCAUCAUGUGAAAUUUUCUCAAAUUAUCGGAAGCUUAAGAAAAGUAGGGAGAGAUCAUUUAUACGCAAAGUGUAUAAGGUGUUUUAUAGUAGAACUAACCAACGAUUACUCUUCGUAAAGUAAUUCUUUUAAAAAAAAAAGGAAGCAUAUUUGCUUCUUUGACUUUGUUCUCGGAGAGACAAUAGAUUCGUAACUAUUUCUGAAAAUUGGUGAUUUUUAUAUGUGUUCAUAAGUUUCAUCAGUGAUUCCGUGAUAAUAUUAUUUAUGGAGGUGUUGCUUUGUGCGAUAAGUCAAACGUUCCAUGCAAGUUGUUUCAAUUGUUUAAAAUCCGAAAAUUGUAUCUAUUGAAAAAGCUCAUUUAAGUGAAUAUAACAGACCGUAUAUUUUUUAAAAAUAUUAGACCCAAGGACCGUUUAUAAAUUCAUUUGUAAAUUAUUUGACACGUUACAAAUUAUAAGUGUGAUUUUUCAUCUACGCUGAAAAACAUUUAUACGAAGCAGGUUAUUUUUAUCAAGACUGUUGGUACAAUCUUUCAAACAAUAAUAUUAAACUAAUAUAAAGUGUGAAAUAGGGUUAAUGCUCCCUAUGUUCUCUAUGUACUUUCUGUUUCUUCCUCUCAUCGUCUUCCUUUUGUAUCUUUGCCAGAUCUGAAUUUCAACUGAAAGCUGAACCUUACCAACUGCUAUGUUACAAUUUGUUUUUCAAUUAUUUAUGAUUUUUUCAUCAAGUCAGUGAGCUUCAGAUCAGCUAUUUAGUUGGCAGUAUAUUUAAUCGAAUAUUUGUUGGCUCUUUAACUGAAUUAUAGUUAGACAUUUUUUAUAGAAUUGUACAGGUUAUGAUUAAUUGCGUGUGGAUUCUUGAAAAACCUAACCUCAUACUAAUUACAAAGAAAGGACGAUACCUGUCUUUAGGUGAUCAUUCUAGAGUUCCUACGUCCGUUCGAAUGACUUUUGUGCUUGCAAUGAGCAUUUGACACGUGCUCAAGUCCAAGAUGUUGUAUUAUUCUUUGUAACAGCGUUGCAUGAUUUGACAAGUAAAAAUUUAGGUAUUUUUUUAGUAGUGUUUUGAGGAAAUGUGUUACAGAUAAUUGUAUGUCUUUUUUUGUAUUUAUUAAAAAAUACAAAAAUUAUAUAUGUCCCUACGUAGUUUUAGGUCAAUCGUAUGAAUAUUUUCUACGUUGCAUUUAAGAGAUACCAUUAUUUUUACAUAGUCUAACUAUUUUUAAUAAUUUUCUUGAAAAACAUUCUUCGAAAUAAAUCGGUCGAAACCUAACAACCCCGUAAAUUGUACAUCACGUGUCUACUUAGAAUUUUUUAUAAUAUUUACACAUACGUUUGCAAUAACGAUUAUUCAGUCUUUUUUUUUUACAAUUUCGAGUAAUUACGAAAUGUUUUGUUAUUUAUUUUAAAUCACGCGUCACUAUCAUAUAAGGUACAUCACGGAUAUCAAGCUACUUUUAUAUAUAAGAAAUACAAAUUCAAUUUUUAACCAGCCACUUUCUAUGCUUCUAUGUCACUUGAUAUGUAUUCCUGCUCUUUUUUUCUUUUUCAAAGUGUUUCGUGAGUCAGUAUUUUAUAACUCAUUCAAUAUACACAUUUUGACUUGAUUUUCUGUAAUUCGUACUUAAAACAUAUACAAAUUAAGACACGCGUUAGAAGUUUCUGAAUUUAUCUUCAAGUAAUUCCACGCUCCUUUGUCUAAUCUAUGUUUUCGUUGCAGAAAAUGAAGCGAUACUUUUCUCGUGAAACUAAAUAUUCGAAAGCUCAAUGGUUUAUCUUAAGGUAUUUCGCUCGCAGGUCCUUGCCAUUUUACAAACAUUUUCAUUGUUCCUAUAUAAGAUUACAGAAUUCAAAAUACCUGUAUUAAUAAAAUUGACAAUUUUUUCAAAAGUAAUUCGUUAAUAGGUCAUAAUGAAACGUAUAAAAUAAAAUCGAUAAAACGAUCAACUUAUAAAGGUAUUAACAAUAAGGAAAGCGAGUACGAUGAAAACGAAAGGAAACAAAGAUAACGUAAAAGAUGUUACAUACAGCAAUUUCGAACGGACGAAGAUCGAUUAGCACAAAGCAACAGAGACAAAGAGAAUAAACGCGAAAACGAAUACUAGAAAGAAAAAUAUGGUGCCAGGAACUAAGCUGUAGACGAACGAAGGGAACUUCAUAAUUAAAUAGUGAAUAUCUUAUGUACAUAGAACGUGUCCGUAGUCUAUUUUGCCAUUUCGUAUACAACGGCGUAGGAUUAAACUAAAACUAGUUUCUAAGCGAGUGAUUCAACUUAAACUAAAAAAGAGCGUAUCGCUAUAAUAAAAAAAAAAGAUAUGACUGUAGGCUUAAUCGAAUUUAGGUUAGGAGUAACGAUAACUGUCCCUAGAAUUCGAUCGUCGUUCUUUUUCAACUUCAUUCUCCUUUGUCGUAAUUGGUUUUUCAAUUAAUCUUGUGCAUGUAUAUAUAUAUAUACACAUGUUUUUUGUUAUUUUUGUGUUAUUGUUUAGCUGUUUUAAAGUUUAAGCACGAUCGUGAAGUAAAGAAGAGAUUAUAUGUAUGCAUUUGCACGAUGACUGGACGUAAUCUGUUAUGACGUUUUUGCGAAAUUUGGGAAUUUAUCUUUCUUUAUCUUUGAAGUGAUCACGUUUCAGUGGCUAUAACAUAUGAAGGAUACUUUUCUAUUAACACUUCACUUUUACCAGCUAAUAGUAUAUAUGCAUAAUAAAGAGUGAUUUUAUUUAAUCUUUCAGAGUCUAUUUUAUGAACUCUUCAUUAUUUAAAUUUUGUUUGUUUCUGAAAAAGUAAUCGGCUAUAUCGAUUCUAUUAGUAAAAAAAACCACAUCGACUGUUUUCUGUUAUAAAUACAAAAUUUAGGUCCGGAUCAUUAUCAGAGGAUCUAACUUAGCUUCAUUGAAACUUUAUCUGCGAUUUAUUUCUAAGAAGUUGAAUACAACGAAACUGAGUGAAUUCUACCGUUAACGAAAAUAAGUCAGUACAACAAGUUGAAAGGUAUAUCAAUUUUUCCAAUGAGUAUCUGGAAGAAAGCUGUUUCUUUGAACGAACGACGAUCUUGUAGAAUACUGUAAAUAAUUUUUACCAGAAGUCCUUGGAGUCACGUCAGUAGACGGAUGUCCUGUUGUAAACGGCUGAAGAAAAUGCACUACAUUGCAAAUUCUUGUAUUGUUACUUAUAUGCGUACAUAUAUAUUCUAUAUAUAUAUAUGUAAAUUACACAGUUAUACACAGGAUACAUAAUUUAGAAAAGAUAAGGACAAGUGAGGGUUGAAAAGAAGGAAAACUGCUUUCUCAAACGUAUCUUUUUCAUGGGAAAAUUAAUUCUUGCUUUGUUUCACUUUUUUUCCUUUUCUUCUUGUAUCUUGAUCUCUUAAUUAAUUCUUGUAUUUAUGUAUGUAUGUAUAGUAUAUUUAUACUCAUCUUUUCUUUUAAGUCCGUUUUGUUUGUUUAGCUGUAAUGGAUUGAAGAAAAAAGUUAUUAAAACAAAAAAAAGAUUGUGUUAGUAUAUGAUAUUUACGUAUAACGAUAUAUUUAGGAUUAGAAGACUAAAAUUUCUUUUCCUCGGAUUUUUCUCUAGGAUCGAUCGUGAAAAUUAAUCUUUGGUAUAUUGACGACGUUUGCAGUUAUUGUAACUGGUUUUUGGAACGAUCCAACGAAGUUUCAUGAAACGUUUCGGGAAAAAAUUCCGUUCUGAAUUUUAAACUAGCGAAAGAUCGAUUUUUUUCGAUUAAAUUUUCUUUCUGUUGUUUCAUCUUUCAAGUGGAUAAAACCACUUGAAAAUUUUUUCGAACGGAAUACGUUUCUUUAAAUGUAAUUUAUAUCCAAAAUUCAAUUUGUGAUUUUGAUCGAUUCUAAUUUUGUAUAUUGUAAUUAAUUCGGCGAUCAUUUUCGCUCAAUAACUGUUGCAAUUUGUCUUAAAAUUCUUUGGGACGAUAUGAAAACGAUAAGAAGGAGAACACUGACGAUUGACAAAUCAUUAAUUGUGCGAUGAUCGAUAUAUCAUUCGAGAGAGGAUUGAUUAUUCAAUAAACUGUAAAUGAAUUUUAAUUAUUUAUAAUCGAUAAAUCAUUCACUAGAAUAUCGAUCGUGCGAUAAUCGAUAAACCAUUUCCUAGAGAAUUUGCUACGCAAUAACCUAUGGAUCAUUUCGUAAGGAAUUAAUGGAAAUUAAAGUACGAAGCAAAGUGACUUAAGAAUCAUACAUUCAGAAUAUCUAAAAUAAAUAUGAGUGUAAUGAAUUGGGAAAAGGAGUAUGUCAGCAUUUUAAUCCUCGUGUCACUAACCUUAAUUAUCAAUCGAUUAUUAUUACGCCAUAAGCUUCCGAUCAACGACUAUCUCUUUAAAAUGAGCGGAAAAAACUAGGUAAAACAUUUUAACAAUUUUUACACUACCAUACAUGAUUAGAUGACACGAAAAAUAGAUAUAAAGUAACAAUAAUUAGAAUCGACUGAAAGCAAUAGAGGAAAAUAAUACCCUAGAUUAAAAGAAUACACUGAUCAAGAAUUUUAUUCGAAUUUUGUAAGAAACAUGCAUAGAAACGAACUGAUAGAUUCCUUCGAAGACUAUAACUAUGGUAACCUACUAUUAUACUCUAAAUAAAAGGGGGAAAGUGAAUUAUUAAAAGAAGAAAAAAAACAAAAUAUUUAAUUUGAGAAAGGUCGACGGUAUUUACUCGUAACGAUGAGUUAACUUGGAGAACGUGCAAAAAUGUGAGAAAUUAGAAAACUUAUAAAAUAGAAUCAUAAAUCGAUUGAAAAUAUCGAUUGUGCUCUCCGUUUGGCGGCCUCGUGAAAAUAACCGAUUUAUUUUUUCAGAUUUAUUAACCAUACUGAUGCAUACAUAUGGCGUAGAUUACGUUUUCUUACAAUCCGAGCUAUGACGAUGAUUUUGCAUAACAUUACCAAUUUCAGAUCCCAUUAAAACGAAAACUGUUGAUCAUGUAAAUACGAUAUACAUUCAUAGCGUACGAAUAUUAUUAUUAUUAUAAAAAAUAGAAGAAACGAGACGAACACGUGUGCGUUUACGUAAUAUGUGUAUGAUAGAAGAUCGUAUGCGUGUGAACGAAUGAGAGGAAGAUAGAGAAAGUAAAAUGAAAAAAAAAUAUAGACAUAUUAUAUAUAUAUACAAAUAUAUAAUUUACAUAUUGUAGUUGUAAUACGCCUAGAGAUAUUUAAGUAAGGGUGUUAUACGUGAUGAAACGAGCUGUCGUGUGAACGAUUUGUGAAUCUUGUAUGCGUAGAAAGAUUGUAACGUUUAUGAGUGCAGUAAAUAAUAAUAAUAACAAUAAUAAUAAAAAAAGGAAAAAAACCGAA
Messenger RNA from Bombus impatiens (common eastern bumble bee), 14975 nucleotides. It is a transcript of the gene larp, whose product is annotated as la-related protein 1B. Gene Ontology annotation, molecular function: RNA cap binding. NCBI's taxonomy places the organism in Eukaryota, Metazoa, Arthropoda, Insecta, Hymenoptera, Apidae. The transcript is spliced from 17 exons. Gene Ontology annotation, cellular component: cytosol; cytoplasmic stress granule. Gene Ontology annotation, biological process: positive regulation of translation; mRNA stabilization. The coding region runs from base 1045 to 5160 and encodes 1371 amino acids. The record is from RefSeq and is a predicted model, not a curated record.